Diaporthe citri is the source of this 852-nucleotide messenger RNA. RefSeq lists its product as uncharacterized. The record is from RefSeq and is a predicted model, not a curated record. The transcript has 2 exons. The coding region runs from base 1 to 852 and encodes 283 amino acids. NCBI's taxonomy places the organism in Eukaryota, Fungi, Ascomycota, Sordariomycetes, Diaporthales, Diaporthaceae.
AUGUGGCUCAUUGAUGUGGAGACAAGACGGCUGGCCGAGUUUAUCGGUCUCGAGGUGCCACCCUAUGCGAUCCUUUCGCACACGUGGGUCAGCGGCCAAGAGGUCACAUUUCAAGAGCUGAGGUCUCCCGCAAUCCCGGACCCCACGGCGUCCUCGAAAAGUGGAUGGGAGAAGAUCGACAGGACCUGCCGCCAGGCGGCUCGAGAUGGCCUGAAAUAUGCCUGGGUGGACACUUGCUGCAUCGACAAAUCGAGCAGCGCUGAGCUGUCAGAGGCCAUCAACUCGAUGUUCCGUUGGUACAAGCGGGCAGCAGUCUGCUACGUCUUCCUAUCGGAUCUGUCCCACUUCUCCUGGUCUGAAGAUGCGGGGGGGCUGCAAGUGUGCAUCGAACAUUUACGAUGGUUCUCGCGCUCGUGGACGCUGCAGGAAUUAAUUGCACCAAUGCACAUCAAAUUUUACGACCAGGAUUGGAAGUUUUGCUUCACCAAGGAAAUGGCCUCGGAGGCCCUAGCUCGGAUCACCGGAAUCGACGUCGAUAUUCUCAACCAUAACACCGACUUGUCUACUGUCUCAGUGGCCCAAAAGAUGUCGUGGGCUGCAAGAAGACAAUCGACGCGUAUAGAAGAUCUGGCGUACUCGCUUCUUGGCAUCUUUGGCAUCAACAUGCCUCUAUUGUACGGGGAGGAGGAAAGGGCUUUCCUUAGGCUCCAGGCAGAGAUCAUCAGCUCGUACCCUGACCCUACCAUCCUCGCCUGGAUGCUCCAGCCGGAAACUUCUGAGCACAUUUUAGAACACCCGGAGGAUUCAUACAGGUUCGAGGAGGCGUUGAUGACCGAGCCAUGGAACAAAUGA